This is a messenger RNA of Bombina bombina (fire-bellied toad), 2233 nucleotides long. Its product is annotated as keratin, type I cytoskeletal 19-like. Gene Ontology annotation, molecular function: structural molecule activity. The transcript has 8 exons. The coding region runs from base 56 to 1558 and encodes 500 amino acids. Lineage: Eukaryota; Metazoa; Chordata; Amphibia; Anura; Bombinatoridae. The record is from RefSeq and is a predicted model, not a curated record.
AACUGUUGUAGCACAUAAUUUGGCUCUAGUAAUCAUUCCUAAUCGGCUUCCUACCAUGAGUACUAGACAAGGAUCCUGCUCUGUUAAAGGACAAGGGAGCAACAUCAGUCAUGGGUCCUCCAGUGUUAGGGUGUCUUCAGGCAAACAAAGCUCUGGAGGGAUAAGUGGCUUCUAUGGUGGUGGGGCAGCAGGAAGUGGAGGCUAUGCUGGAAGCUGGAAGGGUGGGUUUUGUGGAAGUGGGCAACAAGGUGGAAGUGGAGGUUAUGGUGGUCAUUACAGUAGUGUGAAUGCUGGGUUUGGUGGUGGAUCUGGGUUUGGUGGUGGAUCUGGGUUUGGUGGUGGAACUGGUUAUGGUGGUGGAUCUGGCUUUGCAAACUUUGGUCAUAUAGAGUCUGGAGGUGGUUAUGGAGGGGGAGCUGGCAUUGGCUUUGGGGAUGACUUUGGGCUCCUAUCUGGAAAUGAAAAAGGGACCAUGCAGAAUUUGAACGAUCGCCUGGCUUCAUACCUGGAUAAGGUGAGAUCACUGGAAGAGGCGAAUAGUGAGCUUGAGAAGAAAAUACGAAAUUGGUACGAGACACAUGGUCCACGCCCUGCCCAAGACUACAGUAACUACUACAAAACAAUUGAUGAGCUACAAAAAAAGAUCUUGGCUGCCACCAAUGAUAAUGCCCGCAUUGUCCUCCAGAUUGACAACGCAAGGCUGGCAGCUGAUGACUUUAGAAUGAAGUUUGAGAAUGAGUUGGCUCUACGACAAUCAGUAGAGGCUGAUAUCAAUGGACUGAGGAAGGUGCUGGAUGAUCUGACCCUUGCCAGAAGUGAUCUGGAAUCACAGCUGGAGUCAUUGAAGGAGGAACUAGCUGCAUUGAAGAAGAACCAUGAAGAGGAGAUGAAGGCGCUGCAAGGACAGAUCAGAGGCACUGUUAAUGUAGAUGUGAAAUCAGCACCAGGCAUUGACAUGCAGAAAACCUUAUCUGACCUCAGAAGUGAAUAUGAACACCUGAUUGCCAAGAACCAAAGGGAGAUCGAGACCUGGUAUAAAGAGCAGACUGACGAGCUACAGAGUCAAAUGCACAACAGUUCUCAGGAGAUCAAGACUACUCAAACUGAAGUUAUAGAAUUAAGGCGUUCUGUCCAGAGCUUGGAAAUUGACUUACAGACACAACUAAGCAUGAAAGCUGCCUUAGAGAACACCUUGGCAGAAACAGAGGGUCGCUACUGUGUACAGCUCUCCCAGUUACAGGCCAUGAUCCAGAAGGUAGAAGCUGAACUGGCAGAUAUCCGCUGUGAGACGGAGAACCAGAGCCAAGAGUACAAAAUCCUUCUGGAUAUCAAAACUCGUCUUGAGCAAGAAAUCAACACCUACCGCAGCUUGCUGGAUGGACAGAAUAUGCAAAUCCCUAAAGGAUCCAAUGAUCAGAACUCCUCCAGUUACUCGUCUGGUUCUCAGUCAGAUAGAUAUGGAGGGUCCUCGCACUACGUCAGGACACGUGUUGAGGAUGGAGAUGGAAAAGUCAUUUCAUCCCGGGACCAACAUAGCCAAAGUGGAUACAGAAAAUGAUCACCUUAAUACUUCUAUUGCAAAAAAAUAAAUUACUGCUUCUUUCAUUAUCUUCACUCUCAAUUUUCACAAUACUUCUGGGAAAAUCCAUCAUUGGUUAAUGUUAUAAUCUAAUUGUUUUGUGUAUACCGAAGAAUGGGCUGGUUAUGGUCUAUGGCUUCUGACAAGAGUGUAACACCAGUAAUUUAUAUCUGUCUGUCUAUUCUGUCAUGUCAGUCUUCUACUCUAUAUCUCCCCAUUUGGAACACAUCAUUUAUGUUAUUUUUUGUUUGUUUGAAAGUUUUUUAUCUGGUUAAAGAAUUGUUCUUUUGAAGUCUAUAUUUUGUGUGUAAAAUAAUAAUGGACCCGUGAGGGGAAGAAUAGAAUGUGGAUCCAUUUGUGAGUGUUAGACACUUUUUUUUUUUCAUUUUUAAGUACCGAAAAGAAAAGAUAGGACCAAUGUUUCAUAGGAGUUAACAAAACACAUCUUUUUGAUGUAUAAAUUGUAAAAGAAGGUAUGAAGACUGACUUCUCACAGGCAUUUAUCAAAUAAGAAAUGACAGGCAGAACAUUUUCUCUUGUGGUUUAAAAAAUACCAAAGCUUAGGUUAGGUUAUUGGAUCUCUGUUUUUCUUUCAUAUUACAUGGAUCUUUUUCAUAUCAUAUAAUAAAGCUUAGCAAUAUGACAUUUAAGAAA